AUGAUCGUGAAGUGUUUAGCGGCGGGGCAAAGUAAGGACGCUGGGGAUUACUCGAAGGUGCUCGGGCUGGUGGAUGAGGUCCGAUUGUGGUUCGGGUUCGUGCACCCUUUGGAUUUCUAUUCAGCAGAUCCCUUCUUAUUUCAAGUUUCGCGUUUACCUAAAAUACCUUCACACUCGUUCAAGGAACCGAUAUCUCGAGGGGGAGAGAGAGAGAGGGUUUCGAGCGAUCGCUUGUUCGAGGCCAGGCAGGAAAUGAAGGCCGCACUGAUGAUGGUGGUCGUCCAGGUUGCUUUUGCCGGCGUCAACAUACUGUACAAGCUUGCCGCAAGCGACGGGAUGAACCUGUCAGUGGUCAUUGCCUACCGGUUCAUGUUCGCAACGGCUCUGCUGGCCCCUCUGGCUUUAUUCUUAGAAAGGAAGAGCAGGCCAAAGAUAACAUGGACAGUGCUUGUGCAAGCCUUCUUUUGUGGGUUAUUUGGGGGAUCAAUGGGGCAAAAUUUGUACCUAGCAAGCUUAUCCAUGACAUCGGCGACCUACGCCUCUGCCAUGGCCAACCUCGUCCCUGCCGUGACCUUCGUCUUGGCCGUUUUUCUUGGGUUGGAGAAGGUGAGGGUGAGGACGGUUGCAGGGAAGGCAAAGGCGGCGGGAACAUUAAUGGGGAUCGGUGGGGCGAUGCUACUCACGUUCUACAAGGGCGCGGAAGUCAACCUCUGGUCAACGCACGUGAACCUGCUGCGCCACGUGGCGGCGACCCAGCGGGGCCAGGAGGGCUCGAGCGAUCUCCUCCUGGGAUCGCUUCUGGCCGUGGCCAGCUGCUUCUGCUACGCUUCGUGGCUGAUCAUUCAGGCGAAGAUGAGCGAAGGUUUCCCGCACCAAUACACAAGCACGGCCCUGAUGACCUUCAUGGGUUCGAUCCAAGCGGCGGUUUAUGCACUGUGCCGAGAGAGGGAUUGGAGCCAGUGGAAGCUCGGAUGGAACAUCAGGCUCCUCACCGUAUCAUACUCGGGGAUAGUCGCUUCCGCGUUGUGCUAUACUCUGAUCGCUUGGUGUGUGCGGAUGAGAGGACCGGUGUUCGUGUCGAUUUUCAAUCCUUUGAUGCUGGUGACCGUGGCCUUGGCAGUCAUGGUGUUGGACGAAAAAUUGCAUAUGGGAAGCAUUCUAGGGUCAGGGCUCAUAGUACUCGGUCUCUAUGCAGUGCUAUGGGGCAAAAGGAAGGAGGAUAAGAAGACGAAUCGGUUAGUACCAUUGAGUAGCCCCGGUGAGUCUAAAUCUAUCGAGAUCGUUGUCGUCUCUCCUAAUAAGAACGAUGUUAAGGAGGGUGACGAUGUUCAAGAGCCAUCGCAGAAGGAGAGCGAAGUGAUGAAAGAAAGUCUCGAAGAGAAAAGAGGAGAAGGGGACGAUCGAGUUGAACGAGCGACUGACCUUGUAUAA
Messenger RNA from Eucalyptus grandis, 1431 nucleotides. Its product is annotated as WAT1-related protein At1g68170. Gene Ontology annotation, molecular function: transmembrane transporter activity. Lineage: Eukaryota; Viridiplantae; Streptophyta; Magnoliopsida; Myrtales; Myrtaceae. The record is from RefSeq and is a predicted model, not a curated record. Gene Ontology annotation, cellular component: plasma membrane.